GCCAUUUUCUCCUUCCAUUUUCUCGGCGAGGAGGAGGGGGAAGAGCUAGGAUGCCGGCGUGGUGGAAGAGGGGGAAGGGGAAGAAGGGGAAAGGGGGAUCGGCGGCGGCGGGGGAGGAGGAGGAGGGGAGGAGGAAGGCGGGGAGCUUCGACGAGGCGCUCCUAGCCGGGAAGCAGAGUCGGGAGGAGAAGGAGGUGGUGGUGGUCGGGCACCCGCUGCCGCGGCCGGCGUCGCUGCCGGCGCCGUCGGCGGCGUCCUCGUCCGCGGCCGGGUCCGCCUCGGCGUCCAGCGCCGGCAGCUCCUCGCUCGGCUCGUCGGCGGCGUCCGACGAGCCGCCGGAUCUCGGGACUUACAGGGUGCCAGAUGCAAGCUAUGUGCUUCCAGGCAGAACGCUGGCUAUUGAUUCUCGGAGACAAAAUCUUGCGGUUGAAGAAGGACGCUUUUUCGCAAACAACCAGGGUUUGGAGCAUCCCAGGUUGUCUGAAACUUCAGUUUCUCCAAGGAAAGAAUCUUACCUUCACAAUUUGGAUCUUUCAAACGAUCGAACUGCGUAUUGCCAUGGUCGGAAAUCAACGGAGAUUGUGUUCAGUACAAGAGUGCCAAUCUCUCCCCCUGGCUCAAAAGGCCAAAUUCCCUGUCCGACCUCCCCUGUGCAAUCAAGAGCAUUCGGGCAAUGCCCAGGAUCCCCCACUGCUCGGCAGGAUGAUUCACGAAGCUCAAGCUCACCUCACCCUCUUCCUCGUCCUCCGGGCUCCCCAUGCUCAUCAUCACGUGUCGUCAGUUCACAGUGGAAGAAGGGCAAGUUGUUAGGCAGUGGUACAUUUGGGCAAGUAUACCAAGGAUUUAACAGUGAAGGUGGCCAAAUGUGUGCAAUUAAAGAGGUCAAGGUUAUUUCUGAUGAUUCUAACUCGAAAGAGUGUCUCAGGCAGCUACAUCAGGAAAUUGUGCUUCUGAGUCAGUUGUCACAUCCAAAUAUUGUGCAGUACUAUGGCAGUGAUCUGUCUAGUGAGACGCUUUCAGUCUAUCUCGAGUAUGUUUCUGGGGGCUCUAUCCAUAAGUUGCUUCAAGAGUAUGGUGCAUUUGGGGAGGCAGUCCUUCGGAAUUACACAGCACAAAUUCUUUCUGGCCUUGCAUAUUUGCAUGGGCGGAAUACAGUGCAUAGGGAUAUCAAAGGGGCCAACAUACUUGUAGAUCCUAAUGGUGACAUCAAACUUGCUGAUUUUGGGAUGGCCAAGCAUAUAUCAGCGCACACAUCUAUCAAGUCCUUCAAAGGAAGCCCUUACUGGAUGGCGCCUGAGGUUAUUAUGAAUACCAAUGGCUACAGUCUUUCGGUCGAUAUUUGGAGCCUUGGCUGCACCAUUAUUGAGAUGGCAACCGCAAGACCUCCUUGGAUUCAGUAUGAAGGGGUGGCUGCAAUAUUUAAAAUUGGCAACAGCAAAGACAUACCCGAUAUUCCAGAUCAUCUUUCUUUUGAGGCAAAGAACUUUUUGAAACUUUGCUUGCAGCGUGACCCUGCAGCCCGCCCUACUGCUGCUCAGCUAAUGGAGCAUCCUUUUGUCAAGGACCUAGUUGCAAACAGAAGCUUCAGGUCUGGCAUGACAAGGGACACGUUUCCAACUUCCUUUGAUGGAAAAGGCGCCAUGGUACAGACAAGCAACAGAAGCUUAUCUCCUCUACGAGAUCCAGACCUGACGAUGAGAAACUUACAAGUACCAACAUCUGCCAUUCCUUCGAUUUCAACUCGCAGGAUCUCUGCCAUCAACCCAUCCAAUGUGCGUAUGAACAUGUCCCUGCCCGUGUCACCUUGCUCUAGCCCAUUACGGCAGUACCGGCAGUCGAAUCGGAGUUGCAUGCCGUCGCCUCCUCAUCCAGCCUAUUCAGCUGGAGCAGCUAACUACAGCCCUAUCAACAAUGCACUCUACCCAAAAAGACCAAGCAACCAUGUUCCAGAUCCAUGGCUCGAAAUCUCUCAACUGAAAGCACCACCAUUUGAUUCUCCAAGAAGAUUGUAGAAAACCCAAACACACUUUGUAUACAGGAAUGAAAGAUGUUCCAUAAGUUAGAAGACCAAAGGGGGUUCCUUUUUUUCUGUUUCACCCUUUCUGUAUGUAUCUUUUUCCCCUCAGGAUGCAGUUGCAUCGCCAUUGUACAAAUGCACAAAAUGAGUUCAGUGAAAAGAAGUAGCAUUCCAGAUUUCACC
Messenger RNA from Oryza sativa Japonica Group (Japanese rice), 2200 nucleotides. RefSeq names its product mitogen-activated protein kinase kinase kinase 3. Gene Ontology annotation, biological process: protein phosphorylation. NCBI's taxonomy places the organism in Eukaryota, Viridiplantae, Streptophyta, Magnoliopsida, Poales, Poaceae. The record is from RefSeq and is a predicted model, not a curated record. Gene Ontology annotation, molecular function: ATP binding; protein kinase activity.